UCAAAGGAAAACGCUUGACAUGCCCAAUCUGAGCUUCUACACGGGACGGACAUGCUCUCUACCAGACGGAGUCCACAUAUCCGUUUUCCACAAAGAGUGGUACGGGAAUUACGAGGAUCUGGAACACGUUCACACUUUCAUUCAGUGGCUGUUUCCGCUGCAAGAGCCAGGGAUGAACCACGAAGCCAAAACACUCACACCAGAGGAGAUUCAGGAGUUUCUCCGUAGUGACGAUGCAAAGCAGAAUCUGCUGAAGUCAUACAAACUCAUGCUGGACUUCUAUGGCAUCGAGAUGUCCGAUGAGGAGACAGGAGAGUUACAAAAGGCUACACACUGGGAGCAGAGAUUCAACAACCUCAACAGUCACACACAUAAUAGCCUGCGCAUCACCCGCAUCCUCAAGUGCCUGGGAACCCUGGGAUUCCAGCACUACCAAGCCCCUCUGGUCCACUUCUUCCUGAACGAGACUCUCGUCCAAGGACUGCUCCCAAACAUCAGAGAAAGCGUCCUCAACUACUUUGUGUUUGCCGUCCUCGAUAAGAAAAAGCGCCGGGAGCUCAUCGAGUUCGCCUACCGCCACUACGAUCCUAAAGAGGAGUUCGUGUGGUGCCCGAAGAAGAUCCAGGAGUCCUUCAAGACCUCCAGUGUUUCUCUGCAGAGCCAGAGUUGA
Molecule: messenger RNA, 670 nt
Organism: Menidia menidia (Atlantic silverside)
Lineage: Eukaryota; Metazoa; Chordata; Actinopteri; Atheriniformes; Atherinopsidae
Source: the annotation of a GenBank genome assembly